Molecule: messenger RNA, 1607 nt
Organism: Ornithodoros turicata
Lineage: Eukaryota; Metazoa; Arthropoda; Arachnida; Ixodida; Argasidae
Exons: 9
Coding region: 66-1592 (508 amino acids)
Source: RefSeq, a predicted model, not a curated record
CUCGACAGAAUGCGUUAAGGAGAGCAUGAACCCUUCUCGAAGCUGACGUGUCCGGCAGGAUAAUUAUGGCGAACGUGUUUCUCCUAGGCGUCUGUAUUAGCCUUUUGAUGAUUCUAAAGGUCAAUGCACACAAGGAGUUUCCACAUCAGAUCAACGUGUUCGUCACCCCUGACUAUCGACGCUCCACGCGCCGCUCCGUACUUCAGCCACGAACUCUGUUUGAACGGCCACUUGUGCCAGUGGCCCAACCACAGGGAAAUAUGCCUGCCACUGUCUACCCCGGCCGCGCUUUUUUGCUUCGAUACUCUCAGUUCGUUGACCCUUAUUACCCGUACACUGCGGUCAGUCCUCAACUUCAACCACAAAGGAGGUUUGCGACUCAAGCGAUACCGCCAGUCAACCCACAAGCAGGUUUCUCUGCACAAGCUUCAAACUACGAUUUUCUACGGCGCUACUCCACAAUGGUGGAUCCUUCCUACCCGCAUUCCCCGGUGAGCCCUCCACCAUCCCCGCAAGGACGACUUGCAACUCCGCCUCUGCCAGUGCAGCAACAACAGACCCCUGGUAGUGCCCACUACGAGUUCUUCCGGGAAUACUCCAAACUGGUGGAUUCUCAGAGCCAUCAGUAUCCUGCUGCUGUUCCCCAGCCUCAAGCGCGACAACUACAUGAAGGUCAAUUUGUGACACCACAACCGCCACGAGUAAACAGUGUGCUAGCUUACAACUACGAUUUUCUACGGCGCUACUCCGAACUGGUGGACCCUUCCUACCCGUAUUCCCCAGUGGGCCGUCCGCCACACCCGGAAGGACGACCUGCAACUCCGACUGUGCCAGUGCUGCAACAAGAGGCCCCUGGUAGUGCCCGUUAUGAGUUCUUCCGGGAAUACUCCAAACUGGUGGAUCCUUUCAGUCAUCAGAGCCCCGCUGCUGUUCCUCAGCCUCAAGCGCGACAACUGCAUGAACGUCAAUUUGUGGCACCACAGCCACCAAGGGUAAACCGUGCCAUGCUGAACCCGAACUACGGAUUCCUACAACAGUACUCCAGGCACGUUCAACCUGGUUAUCAGUACCCACCAGCCCAGCCUCUCAGUCAACGACAAAGGCAACUUGGACAACCGCGUCAGUGGCCCUCACAGGCACCGUACCCAUAUUCCAGGGCCCCCACGUACCAAUGGCCUCCCCAAACACCCCUGCAACCCCACCCAGCUCAAGUACCGCUACCAGCCCAACCUUUCCCUGUUUUCAUGCCUCAGCAGCCGCAACAGUUUCCUACGCCUCAGUAUCCUAUCCAGGCCCCCAUGCCUCCGUACCCCUCCCAGUUUUAUAUGCCUACGUAUCCCCAACAGAGUGUUCACCCACCCCUGUUUCCCCAGCACCCACAACCGCCACAGCUGCCACAUUAUCCCCCGGCUACCAGGGGCCCGUCUCGGCCGGACUGCCUUACAGAUGAUCCAGAGCUCUUCUGCUACGCGUUCUGUAAAUACGCUUACAACUCACCUGGUUGGUGCAAUCGCAAGGAAAACAAGUGCGCGUGCGCACGUUAUAGGAAACUACAUCAAAAGCAUGCGGAGGUUGGGCAUCCCAAUAAAUAAGUUUCAAGCCUGGUA